Messenger RNA from Colletes gigas, 1895 nucleotides. It is a transcript of the gene klu, whose product is annotated as zinc finger protein 768. The record is from RefSeq and is a predicted model, not a curated record. The transcript has 3 exons. NCBI's taxonomy places the organism in Eukaryota, Metazoa, Arthropoda, Insecta, Hymenoptera, Colletidae. Bases 1 to 1770 code for a protein of 589 amino acids. Gene Ontology annotation, biological process: regulation of transcription by RNA polymerase II. Gene Ontology annotation, molecular function: DNA-binding transcription factor activity; RNA polymerase II cis-regulatory region sequence-specific DNA binding.
AUGACGAUUACGUCCGUAAGCGGCCGUCGAGCCCUCUUAAGUGUCACACGCUGGAAGGAGUUGAAUUUCGAGAGCAUCGGAUGCGCGGGAGCCUUUAACGACCACCGGGACGAGGUGGGAGGCAGUACGGUGGUAGCCGAGGGUGUAGUAGGCGGCAUAAGGGGCCCAGGCGGCGGGUGCCGCGCAUCCUCGAUGACGAUGGCCGAGAGCGCCGUGGAGGACGCUGCAGCCGCGCCCCCAGGUCCGGCCAAGCCGCCACCGCCCUCCUGCACCAACAACAACACCCUGGCGGCGACUGCGAACCGGAACCAUCGAAACCUGCGGAGACGGAAGCGUCUCGAUCAGGUUCUGGACAUCCUGCAACAUCGAAGUUCGCCCAGCGAGGGCGAGGUGCUGAGAUUCGAGGGCAGCGGUCCAGUGUCCGAGGAGGAGGAGGACGUGUUCGGUUCGCCGAGGUCGUCUUCGAGAUCGGCCGUGGACGCGCCGUCAGGCAUAAGUUUGCUGCCCCUCAGGCUGAAGAGCGAGGAACCUGUGACGCCCACCGAGGAUGAGAGCACCCCGAACGACGCCGAUCAGCAACAGCAGCAGCAGCAGCAGCAGCAACAGCAGCAGCAGAAUCAUCAUCCUCAUCAUCCGCACCAUCACCCGCAUCAUCAUCGUCAUCGGCACAGGCAUCAUCACAGGAACAACGCGAAUCACGCGUACGAUCACCUGCACCCGUCUCAUCAGAGAUCCUCGGCGCCCAAGUACGCGGGCUGCACCUGCGUCCAGUGCUCCCAGUCCGUCACCCCGCCGAUGGUGCUGCCUUCACCGAUCUCUCCCCUGACGCCCCUGACGCCGCUGACGCCGCUCACCCCGCUGACAUUGCCGCCCCUCACGCCCGGAUCCCUCUCGUCGUACAGCUUCGAGCACUACAUGCACACCAAGUACCUGCCGGACAUCUUCCGUGGACGCAGCCACUCGGACUCUGACCUGGUGCCGGGAUGGGACCAGAAACCUCUGCCCUCGUCCGUGUUCGUCAACCAUCCGCUGAGGAGCGGCUCUCUCGAGAGCGACACCACCAGCCCCCAGGAGUCCCCAUUGGAUCUCUCGAUGAAGAACCUGAUGGCGACGGCCGCGGCGGCAGUCGCCGGGAGACCGCCGGCCCUCCAGCUGCUGCCACCCGGGAUCGUAUCGAGGAGCUCGGUGAGCGUACCCGUGGUGAAGGGCGACGUCGCGUCCCCGACAACCAAGGAGAGUGUCGCCGUCCGCUACAACCUCGAGGUCUCGCCCGUGGUGGAGGAGAUGCCACCGGGCGUCGACGUGGCUUAUGUCUGUCCCGUGUGCGGCCAGAUGUUCAGCCUCCACGACCGUCUAGCGAAGCACAUGGCCUCGAGGCAUCGCAGACAAGGGCCCCAGGACGCGUCCGCAAAGGCGUAUCUCUGCGACGUAUGCAAGAGAAGCUUCGCCAGGUCUGACAUGCUCACCAGACACAUGAGGCUCCACACGGGCGUAAAACCGUACACGUGCAAGGUCUGCGGCCAGGUAUUCAGUAGGUCGGAUCACCUGAGCACGCACCAGAGAACGCACACCGGCGAGAAACCGUACAAGUGUCCCCAGUGCGCGUACGCGGCCUGCCGCAGAGACAUGAUCACCAGGCACCUCAGGACCCACGCCAGAUUCCCCGACGUUCAGACGCCUAAGAGCGAACCCGGCCUCCUUGCCGGCGAGGACAGCCCCACGUUUGCGCAGGAGAUGGUCUCCCCAUCCGCCACGAUCAAGGCCGAAUGACGACGGUCCGCUGGAUGACCACGUUUCUCUGCCGCGGUCCACCGCGGAUCUCGAGGAAGGGGACGUCCGGCAUCGACGGAGAGGCCCUUGGCCACCGUCCCGAGGUCUCAGCGACGUCGACGACA